AAUUCAUUCAAGGAAUUUAAUGUUCUUGCAUUUCUUUUAGACUUGAAAGCAAAACAGAAAAAAAAAAAAAAAAAAGUAAAAUCAAAUUCAUCAAAAUUGGCUUCGUUUUUUUUUAUUUAUGUGAUGCUUUGAUCCAGUUUUUAUAUAUAUUCAAACCAUUGAAUUGAAACAUUCAUUUAGCAUUGAUACUUUUUGCAGGGUGGGGAAGUGGUAAAUAAAUGGCAGAGUCAGAGGAGAUUUCGGCUUCGGAUUUAACAGAUUCACAAAGAUAUUGGAUUCAAUAUUCCAGGCAGCAGUGUCUUAAUCUCCCUUCAGGAUCAGUUACUGGGUUUGAAUGGAAAGAUUAUUGUCCUAAAGUUUUCAGGCUUAUACAAGAGCUCGAAAAUAUCAGCAAUGAAUACUACAUGAUGUUAAUUUGUAGUGACGAAACUCUAAGGAAGGUGUCUUCAUCAGUGAGAGCUGGCAACAUGUUCCUUUUGUCCAAGGACAACCGGUUUGUAAUUAGAACACUACGCAAAUCUGAAGUCAGGGUCCUCUUAGAAAUGCUUCCAGACUACUAUAACCAUCUCAGAAAGUUUCGCAACACGGUCUUGAACAAGCUUUAUGGUGCUCAUGUCGUAAAGCCAGUUGGAGGUGCUAAGGUUUACUUUGUGGUUGUAGCAAACAUAUUCAAAUCAGAUUUAUUGAUGCACCGGUGUUAUGACCUCAAAGGCUCAUUACAAGGUCGAAAAGUCGAAAAAAUGAGAUUCCGAGAGAAAAUUCUUCACAAGGAGUCGGAUCUUGAUUUUCUCUUUUACCUUGAACCGCUGGUUCGACAUAGGCUUUUGAAGCAAAUCAAGUAUGAUUGUGCUUUUCUCGAGGCUGCAGGUGUCAUGGAUUACAGUCUGAUGCUUGGCUUACACGUAAAAGGAUCACCUCAAGGUCUGUUGGAUGCUGGACGUUCACGUUCUGCGGGCUCCCAAGGUUCUGUUGAUAGUAGUUCUUCCACCGACAGCAGGAGAAUGUCCUGUGACUCGUUGAGUCGAAGUGAGUUAUACUCACAUAGAUCCUCUGCAUCUUCAUUUCGAGAUUCAAUUGACAUGGGGUCAGAAUUGAGUUUUGGUGAUCAAUGGCUACCAAAUAGCAGUAAUAAUUCUAGCUUUGGGGAAGAAAUGUCUGCACGUGGUGUUCACGUACCGAAGAACGGAACUGCAAAUAUAUCAUCAGAAGGAAGUCCCAAGUCUCGGGAGUGUUAUGAUGUACUUUUGUAUUUUGGAAUAGUGGAUUUUUUCCAAAAUUACAGCGUGAUCAAGCGAAUCGAGCACGCAUACAAGUCGUUGCAGUUCGACCGAAAGAUGAUUGCAGCUGUAAACCCGAAAGCAUAUUCGUCUCGGUUUCAAGAAUUCAUCAGUGACAUAUUUAAAGCGGACGACACGCCCAGUCUCCCCACGGAGCUCACAAAUGGAUGCAGAUAAAAAAGGCCAUGCAACGAAGGAGUAGGUUUUGAGCAUGUCCAGAAAUUAUGGAAGAUGUAACCAUGUAGACAAAUAUUCUGUAAGGUUGAGAAUUAUCCCUUGAUUACUUGAAAAUAGAACCAAAAAUCCAAAUCAGAAAUUUAGAGUUUAGUUGCUUGUGCACGCUAAGCUUCUGAUUAAAUGAAGCUUUCUAUAGGUGCAAUGUAUUCCAAUCUCUAGUUUUCAUACAGAAAUGCAACUAAUUUAAAUUUGUGGAAAA
Molecule: messenger RNA, 1713 nt
Organism: Gossypium arboreum
Lineage: Eukaryota; Viridiplantae; Streptophyta; Magnoliopsida; Malvales; Malvaceae
Product: phosphatidylinositol 4-phosphate 5-kinase 10-like
Exons: 10
Coding region: 219-1454 (411 amino acids)
Biological process (GO): phosphatidylinositol metabolic process
Molecular function (GO): phosphatidylinositol kinase activity
Source: RefSeq, a predicted model, not a curated record